Messenger RNA from Antechinus flavipes (yellow-footed antechinus), 1973 nucleotides. RefSeq names its product voltage dependent anion channel 1 (gene VDAC1). Gene Ontology annotation, cellular component: mitochondrial outer membrane. The record is from RefSeq and is a predicted model, not a curated record. NCBI's taxonomy places the organism in Eukaryota, Metazoa, Chordata, Mammalia, Dasyuromorphia, Dasyuridae. Gene Ontology annotation, molecular function: voltage-gated monoatomic anion channel activity. The transcript has 10 exons. Gene Ontology annotation, biological process: monoatomic anion transmembrane transport. The coding region runs from base 182 to 1033 and encodes 283 amino acids.
UGCUCCGCGCCCCGCCCCAAUCCCCCGCAGAAGCUGCCGCCCCUUUGCCUCUGUGUCCGCCGCCUGCUGCUGGUCCUGCUGUGUCCGCUGGGAGAAGGAGCUGUUCAAGAAGAGCAGAUUAGUGGUUCAAUAGGAAGAGCUUUGCAGUUCGAGUCAGAAGACUUGGAUGUGACCCGAGAAAAUGGCUGUGCCACCUACUUAUGCUGACCUUGGAAAAUCUGCCAGGGAUGUGUUUACUAAGGGUUAUGGAUUUGGCUUAAUAAAACUGGAUCUGAAAACAAAAUCUGAGAAUGGACUGGAAUUUACAAGUUCAGGUUCAGCAAACACUGAGACCAGCAAAGUUUCAGGCAGUUUGGAAACAAAAUACAAAUGGUCUGAAUAUGGCUUGACAUUCAUAGAAAAAUGGAAUACAGACAAUACAUUGGGUACUGAAAUUACUGUUGAGGAUCAGCUUGCACGAGGACUGAAGCUAACCUUUGAUUCGUCCUUCUCACCUAACACUGGGAAAAAAAGUGCUAAGAUUAAGUCAGGAUAUAAGCGGGAACAUAUCAAUCUUGGCUGUGACAUGGAUUUUGAUAUUUCUGGACCGUCAAUACGAGGAGCUGUGGUACUUGGCUAUGAAGGCUGGUUGGCAGGGUACCAGAUGAAUUUUGAAACUUCUAAAUCUCGGGUGACUCAGAGCAACUUUGCUGUUGGCUACAAGACUGAUGAAUUCCAGCUGCACACCAAUGUAAAUGAUGGCACAGAAUUUGGGGGCUCUAUUUAUCAGAAGGUGAACAAGAAGUUGGAAACUGCUGUCAACCUAGCCUGGACAGCUGGAAAUAGCAACACUCGUUUUGGAAUAGCAGCCAAAUAUCAGAUUGACCCUGAUGCCUCUUUCUCUGCUAAAGUGAACAACUCUAGCCUGAUAGGCUUAGGUUACACCCAGACUCUAAAGCCAGGUAUCAAACUGACAUUAUCAGCUUUGCUGGAUGGCAAGAAUGUCAAUGCUGGUGGCCACAAGCUUGGUCUAGGACUGGAAUUUCAAGCAUAAAAGAAGUUGUACAAUCACUUAAUUUUAAAAUAUUUUGCAGGAUAGCUACCUUCAGAAAUUAGUGUACCUUUUCAUGUUGUAUGUCUGGGACGCAAGUAUUGCUAUGUAUCAAAUCAUGUUAGACCUCCAGGUUAAAGAUGACGCAGCUUUAAAGUGUUAUCCUUUCAGAGAUACAGAAGAAACCCGACUCAGAAAAAAGGUCCUUUCAGCUCCAGGCUUUUGAGGGGAUAUGUGAUGAUUCCCACAACAGCUUUCAAAAUUCUCUAAGGAUUGAAAGGGUGCAUUGAGCCACCUUUUUUUUUUUUUUUUAUCUAGAGAUAGCUGCUAGUGGAAGGCAAUGACAUGUAGGCAUUUAGUAAAUGUGGACUGAUUAAAUGAAUGAAAUCUUGACUUCCUGAGAAUUCAUGGUCCAUUGCAGUCAACUUGGUUACAUAUCUAUCCUAAAUGGAUAGAAAGAGGCUCAUUCCUUAAUGGAGUGAAAACUAGUAUGAAAUGUGGACUCUUUUUUUUUUAAAGUCACAUUCUCAUGAAUUGUUCCAGUCUUGAUUAGUUACUUCUGCCAAAAGUUGUCUGCAUAGUCCUUUAGGUGUCUACUUUGUACCAUUUUGUUGUGGAGCCAGUUUGAUGUGAUUAAGCCAGUAAUGUAGUACUUAAUUCCCAGUCUCAUUGUGGUUCCAUUCACUUUGGCUGAGUUCUACACAAAGAGGCUACUAGGACACAGAACUAUAAGCAGGGAAGAGUCUGUAUAACUGUGCUCACAUAGUGACAUCACUUGGAAUCAAAAUUGGACUUCUGUUGUAUUCUCACACUAAUUUUUUUUAAAGCAAUUAAUGGAUACAUUUUAGAGUCUUCCAUAUUGUGUGGAAUUAGACACCUUCCCCUCCAAAUGCUGUACUUACCACCACUUAAAAAUACAACUUGAAUAAAAUAUUGAAACCUC